CGCAUGCGUCGUUGUGCUGUAAUCCUUGCCAAUACGAUCUGUUUUGUCAUCGUCACCGUACAGGAAUGGGUGUUGGGUGAUUCUCCUAUCGUGAAGAACAGGGGAAUCAUGGCAUACGAUGCGUCCUAUGAUAACAAUCGCACAGAAAACAUGAAGCGUGCAAGAGCGUUGUGUUGAGGCAAUAUACAGUGUUUGAUAAACACCAAACCAUAUCAUCGGAUUAUUUCUACGCGCACCAUUUUGACCGGAGUGGUUCAUGAUGGAGCACAUCCGAACGCCAAAGGUGGAGAAUGUCCGCCUGAUUGACCGUACCGUGUCUAGGAAAGCCACGGUGGGGACACUGUACCUCUCUGCCACCCACACCAUCUUUGUGGAGAACAACCCUGAGACGCGCAAGGAGACCUGGGUGCUUCACAGCCUGGUGGCUAGUGUGGAGAGGCCACCCACCACCCCCUCAGGAAGCCACCUGGUCAUCCGUACGAAGAACUUCCAGGUGCUUGAGCUUCUCGUCCCCCAGGAGAGGGACGCCACGGACAUCCACGCCUCGCUAGCACGCCUCUCUCGCCCCGAGAAAUAUAGCGAGCUGUACUGCCUGUCCAUCAACCCCACCGCCAACAAGGAGGAAAGGGAGGAGUCCUGGAGCUUCCUGGACCUGCAGGCAGACUACAGACGAAUGGGCGUGCCCAACAAUCUCUGGGUCGGCACCCCAGCCAACAGCGAGUACAGGGUGUGUGAUACGUACCCGUCAGAGCUGUUUGUGCCCAAGUCAGCCACGCCGCCUGUCAUCGUCGGGAGCUCCAAGUUCCGGAGCCGUGGGCGUUUUCCCGUCCUGACUUACUUCCACCAGGAUACCCUAGCUUCUAUCUGCCGUUGCAGUCAGCCCCUGUCGGGCUUCAGCGCUCGCUCCCAGGAAGAUGAACAAAUGAUGCAGGCUAUCAUGAAGGCCAACCCAGGCAGCGAAUACAUCUAUGUGGUGGAUACCAGGCCAAAGCUGAACGCGAUGGCCAACCGGGCGGCCGGGAAAGGCUAUGAGAACGAGGACCACUACACCAACAUUAAACUGCAGUUCAUCGGCAUCGAGAACAUCCACGUCAUGAGGAACAGUCAGCAGAAAAUCAUUGACAUGGGCGAAGUCAAAACUCCUUCCAUGGGAGACUUCCUGUGGGGUCUGGAAAGCUCUGGUUGGCUGAAGCACAUUAAAGCUGUGCUGGACGCGGGUGUUUUCAUUGCCAAGGCGGUGGCCGAGGAGGGUGUCAGCGUAGUCGUCCACUGUUCAGAUGGUUGGGACAGGACGGCCCAGGCGUGCUCCCUAGCCAGCGUUCUCCUGGACCCCUACUACAGGACCAUGAAGGGACUCAUGCUGCUGAUCGAGAGGGACUGGGUGUCGUUCGGCCACAAGUUCUCGCACAGGUAUAACCACCUGGACGGCGACCCUAAAGAGGUGUCCCCUGUCAUAGACCAGUUCGUGGAGUGUGUCUGGCAGCUGUCCGAGCAGUUCCCCUGUGCCUUCGAGUUCAACGAGCGCUUCCUGAUCCAGCUGCGCAGACAUGUUUACUCCUGUCAGUAUGGCAACUUCCUGGGCAACAGCCAGAAGGAGCGGAGAGACAUGAGGCUCCGUGAGAGGACCUACUCCCUGUGGCCCCAGCUGUGGAAAGACAGGGCUCAGUACGUCAAUCCCCUGUACAGGGCCGACCACACCCAGACUCAGGGGAUGCUCAGGCCAAACACCACCCCAUACUGCUUCAAGAUGUGGAAGGGCAUGUAUAACCGUUUGGAGAAAAGCGCACCCCCGCGCCACUCACCCGCGGACUUGCUCACCGCCGUGAGGGAGGAGACUCAGCAGCUGGAGCAGGAGCUGACCAAUCACCAGGAGAGGAUAGCAGCCCUGACGAGGAGGAAGCUGACGAACAGCAGCAGCGCAGGUCAGAGGAUGACGAACGAAACGUGUGAGGAAGAGAGGCCGGGCCGGCCGGCCCCUUCCACUGGCGACGGCUCUGUCGACAGCCCCCCCCACGACUACCGCUCCACCCAACGGGGGCCCCCGGACCCGGCUAUGACCCUGCCCCUGGGGCCCCCCAAAGGGUCCGACCCCGACGACCUCUCCUCGGCGUGCAGCGACAUUGAGUCGGGCGUCAUCGACCUCAGCAGCCGUUCCUCCAGCGGCGGCGACGACUGCAAAGACCCAGAGUCUGACGAAGCCAUCUACUGCCCCGCCUGGUCAGGAACGAGGGGGCCGGACACCGGGCGGUUGCCUUGUUAACACGGGCACUUUGCAUUGACAAUUGAAUACUGAGGUUUCCGUUUUACCGGGGCCAAAUUUAGUAGUUUUUAAUUGUGAUUUAAUUUUGUUCUUUGUGCGCCUAGUAUGAGAGCACAAGUUGCGAGCCAGCUGAGUAGUCUAAUGACACUGAGUAGACAUAGUGUGAAUGUCUUGUACUAGUACAACCUGUGAACAAAUAUAUUCCAUGACCAAACGUUUACAGCAAAGGCCAAUUACUUGUGUGCAAUAUUUUGUCUUAAGCAGUAUUUUUUUUUUUGGUUGUUGUUAAAUGUACCGUACAACGUUUUAAAAACAGAACAUUGAAUCUGUAUACUGUAAAAGGUUACCUUUGAUUUAACAUUUCUCCAGACCAUUAUCUCUCUGUAAUGAAACAAUCCAAAUUCCAUUUGUCCAGUCGGUGUUUCCCAGUGGUAUGUCAAGGUUGUGUGGAGACAGAAAAUGGUUUGAAAAGAUUAAGUACUAGCUGAACAAAAAAAAAAAAACGCCUUCGCUAAACCUUUUUGCUACAGUGUGUACUAAUGAACA
Esox lucius (northern pike) is the source of this 2806-nucleotide messenger RNA. RefSeq names its product myotubularin related protein 7b (gene mtmr7b). Gene Ontology annotation, biological process: dephosphorylation. Gene Ontology annotation, molecular function: phosphatase activity. The transcript has 14 exons. Lineage: Eukaryota; Metazoa; Chordata; Actinopteri; Esociformes; Esocidae. The record is from RefSeq and is a predicted model, not a curated record. Bases 257 to 2260 code for a protein of 667 amino acids.